AUGGCCUCUGCCCAGGCCUCUGCCCAGGCCUCGAGCUCGCAGGCUCUCCUCAACCGUGCUGUGCUCUCGAGUCCCUCCGACGCACGCUUCGUGGGCCAGCUGCUUCGGCUGGCGGAGGAGGAGCCCGUGGCGCUUCUCGACGCCCUGCUGCUCUCCGCGUCGCUCGACGAGCGGCAAGCUCAUCUCGCCCACGAGCUGCUCGCACUCGUGCCGACACUCGCCACCCAAGCCUCCGCUACGAGCGGCCCGACGCCGCUGCUGCUGCUGCGCCUGCGCGAGGCGGUGAGCGGCGCGGCGCGGCUGCCUCCUGCUCGGCGCGCCGCCUUGCUCGCCUUCGUGUCGAGGCUGCACCAGCCGCUUCGCAGGGCUCCAUCGGUGGCAGCGGCGCUGGUGGCGGCGGCGCAGGGUGCUGGCAGCGAAGAGGGCGGUCUCGGGGAUGGGGCCGGGCGCUUGCGAGCCGCUCUCGAGGCGAUGAGCGAGCCAGCCUUUGGUGCGGCGCAGGAGGAGGAGGAGGAGAUAGGGCGGGAGGAGGAAAGGGAGGGAAAGGAGGACGGUGGAUCAGCGAUUGAUGCCACCGCAGCCGACCCGGUUGGCGGGUCGAGGCAGGCGAGGGAGGCGCAGGAGGAGGGGGAGGAGGGAGAGGAGGAGGAGGCGGCGGAGGAGAACGACGACGGCGCGGAGUUGGGCGGCCUUCCCCCGCCGGUGCAGCUAGAGGAGCUGCCACCGCUCGUCGGCGCGGCGCCGCUCCUCGCACACACGCUGCUCCCGAGCCUGCGGCCCUCCGCCCCGAGCGAGGUCGCUGCGCUCUGCCUGUCGGCGCUGCAAGGUUUGCUCGCCGCCUCGUCGCGCCUCGACGGCACCGGCAGCCCUCGCCGCCUCUCGACGCCGCUGCUCUGCGCGUCCCUCACGGCGGCGCUCCGCCUCGUCGCGGCGCACGCCGCCCGCCCCCUCGCCGCCGGCUCGCCCGUCGCUGCGGCCGCGCAGUCUCUCUCGCAGGCGUGCGUGCAGCUCUUGCUGCCUCGCGCGCCCCCUCGCGUGGGCUUGGCGCGAGGGGCCGGGCCGGGCCGGCAGCAGCCCUGCCUGCUCCGCCUCGCCUCUGAGCAGUGGCGCGCCUUGCCGUGGCGUGUGCAGCUGCUCACCUGGCCCCUCCUCGACCGCCUCGCGCCGCGGGACGAGCCGCGUGAGGGCGGCGUGAGCAGCGGACAGCCGGCGGGGAGCGGCCAGCGGCCAGCAGCGAGCGGCCAGCGGCCAGCAGCGAGCGGCCAGCGGCCUGGCGCGGGGCGGAGGCUGAUCGAGUGGCUGCUGCAGCUCGUGCCUCGGCGGGGGCUCCUCUACGCGCUCGUCUGCUGCGCCGCCGUGCCGUCGCUGCCCGUCCGCCAAGCAAUCCGCGAGCUGGGCCCGCUUGGAGGCGAGGGCCCGCUUGGAGGCGAGGCGGCGGCCGAGGCGGGGGCCGAGGCGGCGGCGGGAGCAGCGGGCGGGGCGGCGGCGGGGCAUGCGGUCGCGGCCGUCGCGCUCGGCCUCGCCGUCACGCCGCACGGUAGCUGGGGCGCGGCAUGCUCGCAGCUGCGACCCCUCCUCUGCGCAGUGGCGGAGAGCCUCUCCCGCGCGGACUCCUCCUCCGCCGCCGCGCUACGCGCCGUCGCGCCGCUCGAGGCGCCGCUCGCUCAGACGGCGGUCGCGCUGCUCAGCUGCAGCCUCGCCCUCGGCAGAGCAGAGGGUGGCGGCGAGGCGCUGCGGCGUGCCUUCUGCACCGGUCUCUCCAAGUGGCUUUGCGCGGCGGCGCGUGAGGCAGAGACCCCGUGCGCCGCCGUGCUCCUCCUCGGCGUCGGCGUCCGCUGCUUGGUCGAGUCCGGCGCGGGCGGCGCCGCUGCAGAGGAGCCUCUCGACGCCCGCCCCUCCGACGACGUGGGCGAUUGGCCGCUCGACCCGAACGACGGCCGGUUGCUGGUCGGCUGCCUCGAGCUGCGCGCCAAGCUCCUCGCACCGGCCAGCGCCGCAGCCACCGGAGGCGACGCGGCGGUGGGGGGGGCGCUCCGAGAGAGCUUGUUGGGAGCGCAGCGGCUGCCCGCCGGGGUCGCGCGCAUGCUGCUCGUGGGAUCGCCGCCGGGAGAGAGCGUUGUGCCGAUCGAGAUUGCAUGA
Messenger RNA from Emiliania huxleyi CCMP1516, 2139 nucleotides. RefSeq lists its product as hypothetical. The transcript has a single exon. The record is from RefSeq and is a predicted model, not a curated record. Bases 1 to 2139 code for a protein of 712 amino acids. Lineage: Eukaryota; Haptophyta; Isochrysidales; Noelaerhabdaceae.